AGCGUCAGUCGCGUCGCGUACUUCGACCGUAGAGGAUUUUGUCGCUUUUUUUAUAACAUCCUAAAUUUUUUCUCAGUGUUUCAUUCAGACUACAUCACCAUAUUUUUCCAAUCCUAUUCAAAAUCUAUUUUCCAAUGUUAAUAUAAUUAUUUACAGAUCUUUUGUAAAUUUGACGUAAGAGUGCAGUUCAGAGCUCACCAAGACAAAUAUUCAUGCUAGAUUUUGUUCAAUAAUUUUAUUACAAUUUGAUCACCAGUGCAAGAGUAAAAUAAUUGAAAAAAAAUAUAUUCUAGUCUGCAAGGCGAUAUUGGAAAAAAGAAUAAACUUUGUGAAAUAGACUAGUGUGAUUCACAUGGCAAUAGAUUUCAAGUGAUCGACAUUUUUAUAGAAUAGUGGUUCAAGUGUAGAGUAUUUAAAGUGCCGUUGUUAACAGAAAAAGUGUCUUGAUAGAAGGAAGAAUAUAUAUUCAAAUCAAAGGAAAUAUUAAAUUGAUUUGUUUAAUUUAUUAUUUGACAUAUAAAUCACAUGAUUUUAUAGAAAUUUGGACAUUUGACGUUUUAUCGUUGAAUGUUAAGGUCGAGUCCAGGAAAAGAGACUUUUUGCUUCUUUUAGCGUGUCCGUAACGACGCGACUCUCAUGCCGCCAUGUGUGUCCGACGUUUCAGCCGCGUGCUCGUUUUCUGAUAGGACCUUGUGUUCGAGAAAAAACAACAAAGCUCUUGGUUGUCACUGAAUGCAAUAUAAAGAGUGUGAUCGUUCAGCACUAUUGUGAGUGAGGCUAAUAAUUGACAUUUUUAUUUUAUUUUCACCCGAAAGUAUAAUUUUUUCUUUUCAAUUUUAAAUUUGAAGCAUCAAUUUUGUUUUAUUCCAAUAAUAACACACUUCAAAAUGCAGUUAUGAGAAUUACAACACGUGAAUUUCGAGACUUUAUUUAUUGUAGUUGAUGUAUAUUUUUUGUUUUAUUCUUCGAACCAAAGUGAUUCUCUUUAACUGUGAUAAUAUAGUCAAAAUAUUCGAGUCAAUUUUCGAAAAAAUGUCGCAGAACCGGAGUAGUGUUAUUUUUGCGAUUCAUGUGAUUUGAUAUUUGCUAAAGACUUAUUAAGUGUACGCGGUAUAGUGAUUGCGUGACAGAAGAAAGGAAAAUAAAUUUUUAAUUUCACAAACAUGCAGUCGAAUCCAAUUCUUCGUGAAAUUGGUAGCACUGAAAAGUUGAUGGGAAAUAAUAAUAAUUUGAACAACAAUGGAUCACCCGGAGCAGACAUAAUGUUUCAAAUGGAAGACGAGGGCAUGACGCAGCUCGGAAGCGUCUUUCAAUCGGCUUACCAAUCUAUUGUUGGUGGUGGUCCUCAGUAUGGAUCGGACGAAUUUGGACAGGAUUCUCCGAGGUAUACGUCACCAAAAGCCGCAACAUUGUAUGCGGAACCCUACUAUAUUGAUGGGAAUUCAGCAAGCACGGGUACAGGGGAUCCGUGGAACGGUAGUGGAGGCGGAGUACAGCCACCCUACAGCGGAUACGCACCUCCCCACCUGGCACAGCCUGCCUACCCUAUGCACAUAGCUCACGACCCCAUGGCAUAUUCUGCCAUGUCACCAAAUGGUGAACCAGCCGCACCCAUCCUUGGAUCUACGGUGACUAGUGCGGCGUCUUUGCCUCCAAUGUCAACAUUUAGAGGUAGUGCGGCGGUUGCUGCAAGUGGCGGUACUGGAGCACCUUCUCCAGCAUCAUUACAAUAUAAUCACAGUCCAGGAGCGCCAACAACCACAACACCAGCAGCUAAUCCCGCACCCAAUAAUCAAACUCCCGCAGCCGACAGUUUAGGAAAAACUCUAGCAUCUGUAGUAAGCACACGGAUUUAUCCAACGGACCAAUCAGUAUCCAGUUAUAGCAGUAAUCCCUCUACACCCGUGGGUUCGCCGCCACCUUUAACAGGUCCUACACCAGGCUGGGCGCCCGGUACAACACCAGUUUCACCACACUUUACUGCUGAUCCUACUCGUGGAACUAUUCAUAUGGGUUCUCGGAUGGAGGAACGACUGGAUGAUGCCAUCAACGUAUUAAGGAAUCAUGCAGAGAGUCAACUUGGGCUUCAUCUUGGUCCUGUAGGUCCCCAUGGUGGUCUUUACUCCCACACAUCGCCAUCUCAAUUGGAUCAUCUUGCAAGUCCACAUCCUGCAGUAACGGUUGCACAACCUCAAGGAUCAUAUCCAGGACUCGCGCCAACACCUGAUACUGAUGGGUCUAUCAAAAUUGAAAGGUUACCUGUUUCAAAUGCCAAAAAGAGGAAAGAUCCACCUGAUAGUAGUGGAGGUGAAACAAAACCAUCAAGUAGUGAUUUAACAGCUGGAGUUAUUGGAGGUGCUACAGUUAAUUCAACGUCUCAAGGGAAAGGAACAAAACGCUCGCGUAGAUAUUGUUCGAGCGCUGAGGAUGAGGAUGACGAUCCCGACGUUAAGGCUCAAAGGGAAAAAGAAAGACGGCAGGCCAACAAUGCUAGGGAAAGGAUACGUAUCAGGGAUAUCAAUGAAGCUCUUAAAGAGCUUGGAAGAAUGUGUAUGACACAUUUGAAAACGGACAAGCCACAAACGAAACUCGGAAUACUUAACAUGGCAGUUGAGGUGAUAAUGACUUUAGAGCAACAAGUGAGAGAGAGAAAUUUAAAUCCCAAAGCAGCAUGUUUAAAAAGAAGAGAAGAAGAAAAAGCUGAAGAUGGACCAAAACUACCAGGCCAUUUAGCAGCUCACAUAGGUCAUCCACAUUCUCAUCCACAUGCACAUUCUCAAGCACCAUUUCCAGCAAUGCCAGGGCCACCUCCUUCGCUUCAACACAACCAAGCGCAGCCCCAGUAGCAGAGGUUUAACGGCAUUGUCCUUUGUUAAAAAAGUGUGCAGUUUGUGAAAGCCUGUGAAAGAACUCUUGGAAAAAUUGUCAGGGCUCGAGUGUUGUCUUUAGCCUUAAUACAAUUAAAGAGAAAAAGUUUUAUCAUAUAUAAAUAGACAUAUAUGAGUGGCAGAGUAUAUAUCAUAUUAAAAGUAUAUACAUUGUAUGUAUAGUUACGACUAGACUCGAAAUUGUCGUGUUUUGAAAUAGAAAUAAAUAUGAUGGACCCCGGUGAUAGGUGAAGAAAUUUGGUGAAAAUAAUUUGUCAGAAGACAAUGUGGGUGCUCUUUCGUUUGUAUCUUUUAUCAAUAAUUUUUAUUACUCAGAAAUAAAUAAAAUAAUCUGAGAUUGUAGAGAUAAAACAACAAAAUAUGUAAAAAUGAAUAAUAAGAAAAGAAAAAAAAGUGACGCACAAUUGAAAAAAUUAUAAAAUCAAGUGUUAAAACUCUGUUUACUCUGUUUAUAAGAAAUACCGACGGAAUUGAUAACCGUACCGGCAUCCAAUGACAAUAAAUAAGUAUUAUUCAUAAAAGAAUAAACGGGAUUCCCGAUAAAUUACAUUUUUUUCCUUUCAUUUAAACAUAUCAAAGGAGGUAGUUUACGGGAUUUGAACUGGAAGCGUGAAAAUAUUUCUUAUAAAUGCUUGAUACCAACGAGCAGUAAGCAAUCAUCGUGCAUUCAAGUGGGAAAUUACGCUUCAAUCAGGAUUUACAUCUCGUUAAAUUUAAAAUAUUGAUAAAUAAAAAAUCAAGACAGAAAAUAAUAAAGAAUAAAUCGAUAAACGGGUGGUACCAUCUACAUUGAAACUGUAGCACUGAGUUUCACUCGUUUUUUUUACUGAUUAAUAUUAUUAAUUAUCUAAAAGAAACAUUUUUAUUUGCAAUGAUAGCGCCCGCCAUCAUUAUUUUGGGAAAUUACGUAUAUUAAUAUACAUUCACACUUAUAUGAUCAUGCAUAUAUGUAUGAACGUAUAUAAAAUAUACAUUAUAAAUAUAUAAAUAUUUAUAAAUAAAAUGGAAGUGAAAAAAAUGGAAUGAUAAGUGAUUAGAUAAAGAUUCGUAGAAAUUAUGUAUGUGCAACAAAUUGGAAUAAUAUCGCUCAUAUGAGAGCCAAUAGUUAAGAGAAAAAUGUUAAGGCGUAGUUAUUAAUUAAGAUACUUCUAUACUGCUAUCCGAAAUCUAUUUGCUAUACUUGCUAUAUUAAUAUUUUUAAAUUUUCAACUAGUAAUUAAAAUAUUGUACUUAUUUUUAUUAUAUUUAAUGAAUGCUAGUGUGAGAAUGAUAAAAAAAGAGUUAAAUGGAAAAUUAUAAUGCAAAUAAAUUUUUUAUGAAAAAUUAUUUCAUUUGUUUUGAUGUAAAAAUGAUAGAGGUUUAUAUUUUUCUAAUUUAAGUAUUUUCGUGAGUACUGCGAAUAAUAUUACGGGAGCAGUAUAGCUGUGUUUUUAGAGGCCGAUUUAAUACUGAUAAUACUGCUAAAUAUAAAUAUGGCGGCUUCAAAUUAUUUUUAUAAAUAGUGAAAGACAAAAGAAUAUGGUUCCUCUUUCGAAGUAUGAAAUAGUAACGUUCAAUUUUUUUUUAUCUGUCCCAUGUCCUCCUUGAAUCCCAUUUGUUCUUACCCGCAACACAUUAAACUCAUUAUUCAUUCAAUCUAUAUCAUCAAAAAAAAACUUAACUCGUAUUUCCUGUAUACAGUACGAUUCGUUGAGUUUUCAUUGUAGAGCGCAAUAGUUGAAAAUGAAUAAGUGAUAAAACGAAAAUUAUUGAGAGAAUGAACGGAUGAUUUUAAAAUGUAAGAUUAUAAAUGAAGUGAUUGUAUAUAAAAAAUGAUGAUUGUUAACAAUUAUUCCAACAUAACGACGAGGCUCGUACGGAAUAAUGAGAAUGAUGAUGAUAAUAAUAAUAAUAAUAAUAUUAAUAGUAAUGAUGAUGAUUAUGAUAAUAUGAUGAUUAUAAUGAUUAUGAUUAUGAUAAAGAUUAUGAAAAUCUGUCACUUUCACGCAAUAAUAUGAGAGAAUUAGUUUAAUGAUUUAUUUUUCUCAUAUUAUUGCGAUUAAGAUCUCGCUAAAAAAAUAAAUUAAAAAAAAGAAAAAUCCGUUUCUUGCUUCUAAAUUCGCGGUCGUACGUUUAAUUUGUACAUACUAGUGUCGUGUGACAAUCGCGAACAUGUAAGAAUCGGCAGUGGAGAGCAAGUACAAGACUAAAAAAAUAAUACGUCAAGCGCUAAUAUUUUUUUAUUAAUUACUUAAAUAUCACUCAUAAUUUAAAAUUUUAACCAUUUGAUUUUAGAAAUAAAAGUUAUUGAUGAACGUACUUGAUUUUUAAUUGUUUUUUUUUUUUACUAUGAAUAUAGAUAGUACUAUAAUUUAAAUUUAUUUAAGUCAGUAAUUAUUAGUUAAUACUUUGUAAAGUAUAACAGAAUAAAAUCUCUUCCGACGAUAUUAUUUUUUCUUUUAAAUGCGCGAUUCAUUUCCAUCGAAGUAGAAUAAGCAAAAAAGUUCGAUAACGUUAUAAUCAUGUAUGCGCGCAGUACUUAUGCAUAAAUAAUAAUUAUAAAUUAAUUGAAUAAAAAAUAGACAAUUGAAAAGAAUCUUUACAAUAUCAUAUGAACAAUAAACCUACGAGCCUCGUUUGUAAAAUUAUUGAGAGGGUCAGCUUGCCUUCGAAAAUUGUCGUGAUCUCUAAAUAAAGUGGACGAAAGCGAACUGCUAAACAAUUGGAUGUGAGAUAAUAAUUUAAAAACAAAACAAAGAUAAUAAAAAAUACUAAAAUACAAACAAAUAUAAUAAAUGAAAUGCCAUCGAAUUACGUUAAAACAUAUCUCGCGCAUAAUUGUAAAUAAAAAAAAAAAGCAGUAACGCAUGCCUAAAUAUUUAUCUAAUUAUUAUUACUAUUAUUAUUAUUAUUAUCAUUAUUAUUACAUUGAUGUAUAUCAAUAUUACUCUGUUCUUUAUUAUUAAUAUUAUUAUUAUUAAUAUUCUGAUUAUUAUCAAUUAUUAUUUUAUUAUUAUCAUUUAUUAUCAUGAUUAUUAGUUAUUAAUUAUUAGUUAACAAUUAUAAAACAAUGUUCGUGAUGCAAGAGCAAAAUACGAGGAACUUUUUGUUUCUGAACAAAAAUAUAGCUCAACAAUGUGUAUCCAGUUGCCAUGUAUUUUAAUUUAUUUAGAUUUUUAAAUAAAUUUUAUUGAGAAUAAACCAAAAAA
Molecule: messenger RNA, 6076 nt
Organism: Chelonus insularis
Lineage: Eukaryota; Metazoa; Arthropoda; Insecta; Hymenoptera; Braconidae
Gene: da
Product: daughterless
Exons: 12
Coding region: 1164-2846 (560 amino acids)
Biological process (GO): regulation of transcription by RNA polymerase II
Cellular component (GO): transcription regulator complex; chromatin
Molecular function (GO): RNA polymerase II cis-regulatory region sequence-specific DNA binding; protein dimerization activity; DNA-binding transcription factor activity, RNA polymerase II-specific
Source: RefSeq, a predicted model, not a curated record